AUGAAAACUAACGUACGUUUGCUAUUUGUUGGUCUGAACGCCUUCCCUCAGACAACUCCCAACUCAAUCGGCAGUGUCAGGGAUGUGGACCCAAACCAACCGGAAGUGAAAGAGGCCAUCAAUUAUGUAUUUAAUGUCAUCCACAGCGCCAUAGACACGACUCACGCCAUCACAAUGGGAAAGAAAAGCGAAGUCUGCUCUUCAGUGGUAUUGUCUCGGGAUUGGGAUCUCAACCGUAAAAAUCAAAUUCUGUCCCUCAAUUGCAACGGAAUCUAA
Messenger RNA from Oppiella nova, 276 nucleotides. The record is from the annotation of a GenBank genome assembly. NCBI's taxonomy places the organism in Eukaryota, Metazoa, Arthropoda, Arachnida, Sarcoptiformes, Oppiidae.